AUGGCUCCCAGAAAGCCGAGGACUCCAACUGACUAUGGCAAUCCGGAGAAUGCGCCCGACUUCGACUACGCCAAGGUCCAGAAGCGCGUGCAGGCCUUUCUCCUGAACCGGCGAAAUAACCGUCUUGGAGGUUAUGGUCUUACAGAAUGGAAGCUUCAGAUCAGACGUUUGCGGUCUGCCAUAACGACCGUGCACGCCGCACUGGUGGAGCAGCCUGACAUGAGUCGGAGACGCUUUGGUUGGGCUUGGGGGUUGUUGAGGCAGCAGAUAACUGAGCUUGCCUCUGGAAAGCACUUUCCACAAGGGCCUAUUCGAGACUGGGUUCGGCAGGUGACCGCCGCGGCGAGGGCCGACAAUGAAGAGGCCGAGAAGAAGCGCAAGAAAGGGAAGAAGGAUGCUCCAAACGCCCUGCGACGUGUGCGCGAGUUCAUCACGGACAACAGCUGGCCGGUCGAUCAAGUCGUACCGCCGAAAGAAUUGGGGAAAGGUCUCGGCCCUUUGCAAUGGUGGCGCCCAUUUGGCAUGGGCCGUCAAAUCACGGCCGACAACGUCGGUCACUGGAACACGAAUCGCCGUAAAUACAACCAACGCCAGAGGAAGGCUGGUCUGCCUGAGGAUUCCGAUACGCCCAUGGAGGACGUAGCCUCGGACGAUUGUAGAGAGGAUCACAAGGCGAAGGCGGCAAAGAAGCACGCUGCGCGCAAGAGUGCGGGCGUUAAGAGGAAGGAUGGCGACUCGGAUGAUGACGAUGACGAAGGCGAAGACGACAAAGAGGAUGACGACGAAGAGGACGAAGAGGAGGACAACGAAGAGGAGGAUGAGGAGGAAGGCCAGGAGGAUGAGGGAGAGUCGGAACGGGACGAGGGAGACGAGGAUAAAGGGCAGGCGUCGGGCGCGCAGAAGAGGAAGAGUGCGAGGCGGAAGGAGGAGGACAUCGAGGAGGGGAACGAGGUUGCUGGGAAGAAGGUUGCGAAGCGCAAGCAGCCGGACGUCCAAGUCCGCGAUGCGGACAGGGGGAGGCCGUCGGCCACUCAGAAGAAGACGGCUGCGAAGCGCAAGCAGGAGGAGGGCCAGGAGGAUCAGGAGGAUGCGCGGAAGACGUCGGCCACGCAGAGGAAGAAGGAUUCGAAACGGAAACAGCAGGACGUUUCGGAGGACGAGGAGGAUGCAGGCAACAGGAGGAGCAGCGCGAAGCGGCGUAGACACAGAAGCGAUGAUGAAGACGGUACCGAUGACGCAAGUGCGAAGACAAGAGCCGCUCAGAAGAAGGGUGAGAAGGUGCAGGCAAGGAGGAAUGCCGAAGAGGACGGCAGCGGGACAGACGGUGCUAUCGUAGGAACGACUGGCGGGAAAAGGGCCUCCGGGAAGAAGCCCGUGAACAAGCAGAAGCCCGCGGAGGAAGCAGGCGGGAAGACGCGAAGCACCUCGAAAGGCGGGAGGAACAAUGCGGUCGGGAACGAGGAGGAACAGGACGAAGGCACCGACGGCGACGCCGAGACCGAGGAGGCGGAUGCGACUGUCAGGAAAGCAGCGCUGAAGCGGAAGAGCAAGGGGAAUGGUAACCACGAGGAUGAUGAUCUGCCGCACGCCGGCCCGACUAAGAAGAGGGCGCAGUCGAAAAAGGCGACAAGCUCAUCGAGAGGUGACUCCGCCGAACUCGACCAGCCCUCGCAAAGGCAGUACCGUCCUCUGCUCCAUCACGGAAAGCCCGCAUCCCAAGCGGCUCGACAACGCGCAUCCUCUGCUCAGGUCGCUUCAGGAUCGUCACGCUCCGCCAAUCAGACAAGCGACGUACCGCAACAGCGACGCUCUACGACACAUGAUGUCGCGGAGGUGGUCGACGCAAGGAAGAAGCGGUCAAGACGCUCCGCGGCCCGCGACGCUGAGGAGAUGAUCCAUGGAGACGUCAACGACAGUGGACCGAACGCCGGUGAUAGCGCGAACGAUGAAGACUAUGUACAAAGUUCGACAGACGAAUCAGAUCCAGAUUCCGCACACGCACGCUCCUCGCGCCCGGGUGCUCAUAAACGUAGGGGCUCUACCAGGUCUCUCAGAGCCGAGCCGUCCAGCGAUGAGGUCGCCUCCGACGAGGAUCAGUUAGAUAGUGACACUGCUCGGGAUCCUCAGGCCGAGGUUCCGUCGCCCUCGCAGACUCGAAGACGGCGUGUAUCUGGAAAGGGGACGCCCGUGGCUGACAAGGUCACGAACGAUGAUAUCGCCGAUGCCGCGGACGAGGUCGAGGACUUCGACGAUGUCGCUCAGACGCUCAACGAUCAGGCGGCCUUGCCUGGCUCGACGAAGAGCCACGUGACUAGCUCUCCGCGGUCCUCCAUGACGCCGAGUCCUCCUGGGUCAAUCCCCCGGGCCGAGGACGCUCGGGCCACGAAAAACAAGUCCACGCCCUCGUCAAGAGCGACGCAAAACGCCAAGAAGAGUAAAGUGUCGUUUGUCACGCAGGAGUCUUCACGAGAAAGUCAGGGUAGUGCGCGGGCCACCCCUGUCGCGCCACCAUCUACCGCCCAGCAUCAAGUUGGAGACUCGAUGGAAGUCGAUCCAGAAGACGCGGGCAUUCGCGACGGGACGUCAAAGCAGUCGUAG
Molecule: messenger RNA, 2598 nt
Organism: Peniophora sp. CBMAI 1063
Lineage: Eukaryota; Fungi; Basidiomycota; Agaricomycetes; Russulales; Peniophoraceae
Source: the annotation of a GenBank genome assembly